AUGUUCGCCCCCAACAACAGUGUGCUACAACUGCAGACAACGAUGAAUGAUGCGGUCAGUGCAUUAGAGAGGGGUCUCACUGCUGCCGACGUCAGGCCCUCUCGUCUGUAUUUACCACCGUGCACAGCCGAAGCCUACGAAGACUUCGUUCGUCUACUAAUUACUGAGACGAUGUUGGCAGAAAAAGCGGUAUGUGUAUAUCUGAUUAAAUGUUUUCAGAUCAAACAACUGGCCGUGGUGGGAGGGCGGAGUGAGAAUGACUUUAUCACAAAUCUCCUGACUGAUCUAAUUGGUCCGCCGCUUUGUUGCGCCUUCUGCUGGAGGGGCGGAUCAAAGGAGAAGCGUUCGUUCCUAGCCUGUCCAUUGCUAAGCAUCGCCAACGAUGAAUCUACUUUUUGCUUAUUGAUACAUACAGAUGCCAUCGACAAAAACCCCCGUUGUAACAAUUGCAACAUGGAGGUAGUUCAACAGACGGCUAUUAAUUGGUUCCAUGGGUCGAAGGACCGUUAUGGGGGGCGAUCGAAACGUAGGCGCAACAUUCACACAGCACGACAUUUUGCUUUGAAUGAUUGCCUAAAUGUGUUCAAUUUCAAGGGGUCCACAACUUUCCCCUCCGAAUCACGCGUAAGUUAACUGAAAACAGACUGCUGCUAACACAUCUUAUGUUAUUUCCCUCCUUGCAGUAAUGUCAAAAGCAUAACCCAUGACCUACCACGGUUCUUUUUUGCAGGAACCGCCGAUAACCAGUGGAAAUGGUCCAGAAGCCCUUUAAUGCUCAUUGAAGAACUGUAUCCUUGCCUGUAUUUUUCGUGCCGAUUUCUCUCAUUUGCAAAUACGAAAUAAACCUUCGUUUCUACCCAUUGUCUGUCCACUUUCCUAUAAUGUGGGAUAUAGUGAACGCUCACUAGGUCGUCCGGUUGUGCACUUACACGGGGUGUUUAUCGCUGAUUUGCUUAAGCCGAGGAUAGGAGGAUGCGAUAGCCGCCAGUUUAGAAUGAGUGCACUCGCGAGUACAGAACGGAAGCCAUAAAGGGAUGGAGGACAAAUGGAGAAUGGGAGGCGCCGCCACGCAUUUUUUGAAUGGUGCGGUCAAACCUGGCUGUGGUGUCCAGGGCCACACCUUCGCCACGCCAAAUGAUCACGUUUGGCCGCCUCAUAGCCAGCUCUUGCCGCAAGGCGCCGCUAGCCGGGGCUGGUGUUGGCAGGGAUUGCGUCAAGUGUUUUCAACUUAUUUUCCUCUUCAUAGAAUUGUGAUUGCUCCGAACAAAGUGCGUGAAAGAACACUUACCUGAUAUCGGCUGUGUGCGGGUUGUCGGGUCAGCACCAUUUUUUUACAGGAUGAGACCGGCAGAGGGAUCAGAGCUCACGAGCUCCAUCAUUAUGGAAGAUUAAUUUGGUGGAUUCAACACCCAAAAAUUUUAGGAAUUCUUCUGAAUGCAUGGUGUAAGUAAUAUUUCUGUUGCCCAAGGAAUAAUCUCGCAGAAUAUUCACAUCCAUGGGCAAGUGUUUUCAGAUUGUAAUUGUGUUCACCGGAAAGAACUGACGGUAUUUAACGGAACGUGCCAGUGAAAGAAAUAAAGAAGACUUCGCAGCGACUGUUGAGUCGCGUGGUCAAGAUGUUUUGAAGUAGGAAGCGGAUUUAAAGUGCGACUAUCUAGAGGCCUAAGAAAAAAUAUUCCAGUUUGUAAUCAGCGAAAUCGCAACGGAUCAUGGUUUGCAAGACCGCAGCGUCCUGUGUAAGUAAAAUUUCGCGCUCAGGAGUCAAAACCCUCUUGGUAAAAAGUGCUGAAUGGAUCCUUUUUUCCUCCUCUCACCAGCGCGCACGAGGCUAAAUGGAAACGAACAGUAUCGCAGGUCCGCAGUCUUCGACCAAUCAUAGAAUCACCUGUUCGACACGGUUAAAUAGUUAACUGUUUUUGUAUACAACCAAAAAGUCUGACGACGAGCUGGGGAACCAUACUCGAAAACUUGCGCAUUAGAAGUUAUUCUCUUUCCAGAUAAUCGUGCUCAUUUUCAAGUACAUUUUACAAAAGCGCAUUCUAAUAUCGCUAGUUUUAAUGUGUCGGUAGAUAUUCCCAGUCGUUCUGCGUGCUUUGGAGACUGUCAGAGAGCAGUGUUCAGAAAGAUUAAGACUGUCGAAGUAUGACACACCCAGAUCCUUAACAACUUCAGUCAGAUUUAUGUCGCGAGCCUCAACACUUAGUUGAGGCUGAUGGUCGCUGCCAAGCACCAUGACUGAACACCUUGGUCGGAUUACCCCGACGCAUAGCAGGGAGGAAUGCAUGCUCGAUCCAUAAGAUGAUGCUCGAUCCCAUAUGCGAUUUCAGUAAUCAUGUCACGAUAAGAGGCUUUCACAGUCUUAUUGGUCAAUAUCGCAUCGGCUGUACUUUCAUCAUCACACAUUACUGGGAUAGGAAAAGGCCUACUAGCUUUCCAGUUUCUUACACCGUCCUGAUUUAGUCUGACUGUUUCUCAUUUCCCUCUUUUGACUCCUUUUACCUUGUUCCAUACUUAUUUUACAUUGUUCCGUUGCUUUCUAAAUUGUGUGGAUUUUUUGACACUACGCAUGAUUCACCUCUUCUCUGUCUUGUCCUUGCUCGCAUUCUCUAUUAGCCUUCAAAGAUAUCGGUGUACAUUCGAGCUUAACUCCUAAACUUGUUCUUCUUUUGGAAGAACCGUAAAAUAUGCACGCAGUGGACGCUUUCGCUUUACCACCUUAACCUAACAAUUGCUCGAUAUUUAACUGGGCUGGCCAGUAAGCGGUCUCUAUUAGAUCGUUGUUGAAAUUCCUACGGGCAAAGAGAAUCUGUCUGCCGAUUCAUGAUAAACGGAGGCAUAACGUCCAUUUCAUAAAAUAGUUUUUAUUUCAUAUAAAUUGUUCCAUUCUCAUUGUGUCGUAUCCAGGUGGGAUAUAAUUAUGUCUAAAAGUUUUUGACGUACUAUUUCUUGAGUGGCAUAUGCUGUUCGUGGUCCAUAAACCUUUUGGAGCCCUUCCUGACCCAGCCGCUUGUCAAUAGUACUGCACAGACAUGUGAAAGACAAACCAGCUAUAGUAGAUAUUACGGGCCAAAUGAGCACUAUCGUUAGAUGUACUGACUAGCGCAAAUGAUGUUAUUCUCUGUGCCCUUAAAAAUCGCUAUUUUGGUUCAACACCAUUUGAGGCAAGCUCAUCGUCAAGGGUUGGUGUCAGUGUCCGUCUUGCAAACUGUACUUGAAUUUAUCCUGGUGGAUUUCUCAGCCUUAUAGAUUACCUCACACUACACCAAAGUUUUCGAACUCUUGCUUUUAUUCCGCCUCCGUUUUCAGGCAGCAAGUUUUCAAAUGCCAUACAGCUUACUUCCGGCGUUGCUCCAAUAUCUACGCAUUUGCGAAACCCUCAUAUAUAAAGGUGACUUAAUUUUUUCUCCACAAACCAGACGUAUUGUUGAUCUUCUCAUAAUCUUGUUAGUUUACGCCAGCGCUGCACCUAAUUACGUUUUACGGCCGCGUUCUCCAAAUGAAUGAGAUUUCACCGUAGACCAGAGAACUAAGCGUGUUCCCCUUCCGGAAUACCUAUUCAAACUUGCCGCGCAAAUAAUUAACCGGGAUGCGAGUCAAUUCGUGGCAUACUACUCACUCAUAAGUAUUCCUACCCCCGACUGAGCUUCAUUGACGUAGAAGCAGUGAAAGCGAUAUUAUCCCACUACCCCGUCCAUGGUUUACAACUCAGAGCCUCCUUAAUCACGGCUAUGGUCGAAGCUGCAGUUUCGAACAUUUAACGACCCCUGCCAUAUAGGCACGCAAGAAGCCCUUCCUUGUUUGCAAAGACUGCAAGAAUUUACCGGAACAUUUCCGAUUUUGGAAACGUCCGUUCAUCAAUGACACGAAUGUUUCCAGUCAUGUUAAUCUCCGUCUCUCAUUAAACUUGAGAAUCGUGACAAAAGCUCCGACACAAAAUUUCCGACCGUUAAGGUUGCUGAGUGGUGAUUUUGUCUACAUAAGUCGAUACUUUUUAUUUGCGCCCACUCCAGGCAGGCGUCUCAGAAAUUACCUCAUUGAGGUACACAAAAUAGUUUAUGAGCUUGACAACUUUGGUAUUUUUUGGGUACAGACACUAACACUGCCGAGAAUAUCGGUAUCAUUGUAUGAGUUUGCUACGAACAUAAACAAUUCGAUCAUCGGAUUUAUCGGAGAACCACAAAACCUCAUGAAAUAGGCCACCUGAUUUUAUAGUUAGACCUCCAACCUGACUCUUUCAUUUGAGUCGGCUUGAUUCCGCGUGCUUCACCCAUCAUAACAUAUUUUUAAGAUUUCGAACAUUUGUUGCUGGCGAAUACCACACACGGGGUACCCUUCCUAGUCCAACCCUUAUAUUUAUUAUCCUUAAAAUACACUUCCUUUCCUGUUAAUUUGCCCGUUGUGUCGUUAUAUUGUUUUUUCUGCUUCCAAUUGUGAAUUACACUGGUUUUCGCUAUGUUAGUCGUUCUGGAUUCUCAGUACAAUUUGUACUUAAAUAAUUUUAUUCCCACCUAUAUAACUAUUUUUAUCCUCUCUAUUUGCAUCUCGUCCUGCUACCCCUUUCCUCACUGGUUUAUCCGUCCUGCUUUCCGCAACAAUAUUGUCCCCUUUCAUGGAAACCUUUGACACUACAGGAAGAUGAGACGUUUCUUGUCUAGUAAUUCUACUUUUCCCUUUUUAAAUCUAUUGCGUUGUUCCACCUACUCCGUUUCUAUCUGUUGUACCUAUUUAUUACUUUCACAUAUUUCUUUCGGUUGGCUUUGGUAAUCGUGGUCGACACAUGGUUUAGAAACGUUUUUUUUACGGGGAAGGUUUCACGUAUUUUGACACCUGAUUGGUCACAUGAACCGUUCCUCCUCGAAAAUCUUUUUAUAGACCCUUUUGCCUGCACGAACUCCCCAAGCCGAAUGCAGCUCGAGGGCCUUUAAAUAG
This is a messenger RNA of Spirometra erinaceieuropaei, 4929 nucleotides long. The record is from the annotation of a GenBank genome assembly. NCBI's taxonomy places the organism in Eukaryota, Metazoa, Platyhelminthes, Cestoda, Diphyllobothriidea, Diphyllobothriidae.